AUGGUUCACAGGCAUCACGAGUCUGCGGUGCCGGCAGUGAUCCCUGUUCCGCACGGUCCUGUGGACAGCGACUCUGAGCAAAUCUCAAACGAGCCCAUUGCUUAUGCUACUGCUGAUGAGCGCCGCAUCUUCAGCCAUGUAACACGUCCAGAUGAUUCCUACACCGAGGAUGGCGUUUACUGGGCCGACCUGCCUUUGUCACAGCGCUAUCGCUUCGUCUCAAAGGUCGACAACGAUGCUGCCAAGGAAGAGGCCGCAACUGCCUGGUCAAUGUUCAAGGAAGACCCUCUAUCGCCUUUGUCCUGGUACUUUCGCCAUGCUGUCAUUCCCGGUGCUGGUCUUGGUCUUGAGGGCUAUGUCCUCUUCUCCAUUGGUAACCUCGAACCUUUGUUCAAAGCUGUCUGGCCUGACUGCUGGGGCAAGGAGCCCACUACCUGCGCUCACAACUGGGUUGCCUCUGUGACGUACCUUGAGAUUAUCGGUAUCAUGGUUGGCCAGGCCGUCGUUGGUGUUAUGGGUGAUUGGGUUGGUCGACGAUGGGGUCUUAUUCAAGAUGCCGCCAUCAUGUUUAUCGGUCUCCUCAUGCUCACUGCCUCUUGGGGACUCACUCUUCAGGGCUGGGUUAUCUGCUACGCUUGGUCUCUCUUCUUCUACGGUUUCGGCGUUGGUGGCGAGUACCCCAUUACAGCUACCUCAUCUCUCGAGGGUGUUUCCUCGGGCGGCAGAAUUUCCACUCGUGAGGAUCGUCUACACCGUGGUCGCCGUGUCACCACAGCUUUCCUGAUGCAAGGUUGGGGUCAGUUCGUCAACCAGGUCGUCCUCAUUGCUCUCCUCGCCAUCUUCAACAACGGAAAGACCUCGCCCCCCUACAGCGCCUCUGCCGCACAGUACACCUUCCGCCUGUCCUUUGCGUUCCCCGCCAUUGGUACGCUCUGGCUUCUUUACUACCGUACCUACCGCAUGCGCAGCGCUGGUAAGCAGCUCGCCGAGGCCAAGAAGCGCUCAAACGUCACUGGUUACGAUCUGAACGCCCUUCGACACUGCUUCACCAACUUUGGCGGCCGCCUUUUGGCUACUUCUGGUACUUGGUUCUGUAACGAUGUCUUUUUCUACGGCAAUAAGCUCUUCCAAGGCCAGUUCAUCAAGGUCAUUUCUCCCGACAGCAACUCCAUCUUCACCACCUGGACCUGGAACCUUGUCAACAUCACCGUUUCUCUGGCUGGUUACUACCUCGCUUCCCUGCUUAUUGACAACAAGAUGUACGGCCGCAAGAUGAUGCAGCAGGUUGGCUUCUUCAUGUGCUUCCUGAUGUUCGUCAUCCCCGCCUUCAAGUACGACUACUACACCAGCCCCGCCGGAAUCCACUCCUUCCAGGCCAUGUACUUCAUCUCCUCUUUCUUCAACCAGUUUGGCCCCAACUCAGUUACCUUCCUCGUCGCCGGUGAGGUUUUCCCUACACCCGUUCGCGCCACAGCCCACGGUUUCUCCGCCUGUAUUGGUAAAUCUGGUGCCCUUCUUGCCUCCGUUCUCUACAACUACAUCGACGACCAGACCAAGUUUUACGUCGUCCCUUGGUUCGGUCUCGUUGGCAUGCUUCUCACUUGGGUUUUCCUCCCUGACACCACUGGCCUUGACCUCAAGGAGCAGGAGCGUCGCUGGCACUACAUCCGUGAUGGCAAGGAGAGCGAGUACCACGGUGUCGCUGUUAACCCUAUCCAUCUGUCUCUUUGGGAGCGUCUCCGCGGCCUUGGCAAGAACUACGACCCCGAGGCUGACUGGCGCGCCAAGGUCCAGGACAUGCGCGCCGAGUGGGAGCUUGUCCAGGCCAACCGCGGCCCCAAGGAGACUGAGGGCGCCAUGCCCGAAGAUGGCGAGUUCUCUCCCGAGAUUCACGAGUUCUUCAAGCGCUCUAGCCCCAAGCACAUUGGUCGACGAGACGAGUCCCUCAUGGUAGACUCGGUGAACGAGAAGACAGCCGCGCCUUCUGAUGAUUCCAUUACGAAAUAA
This is a messenger RNA of Fusarium venenatum, 2007 nucleotides long. RefSeq names its product major facilitator superfamily domain-containing protein. Gene Ontology annotation, biological process: transmembrane transport. The record is from RefSeq and is a predicted model, not a curated record. Lineage: Eukaryota; Fungi; Ascomycota; Sordariomycetes; Hypocreales; Nectriaceae. Gene Ontology annotation, cellular component: membrane. Gene Ontology annotation, molecular function: transmembrane transporter activity.